UGGACUCCGGGCAGAGGCACGUCGGGCUGGACUCCGGGCAGAGGCACGUCGGGCUGGACUCCGGGCAGAGGCACGUCGGGCUGGGACUCCGGGCAGAGGCACAGGCACGUCGGGCGCUGGACUCCGGGCAGAGGCACGUCGGGCAGGACUCCGGGCAGAGGCACAUCGGAUUACCAGGCGAAGCAGCAGGCAGCGGGGGCCACCAGGCGGAGCGGCAGGCACCGGGCCACCAGGCGGAGCGGCAGGCACCGGGCCCCCCGGGCGGAGCGGCAGGCAGCGGGCCCCCGGGCGGAGCGGCAGGCAGCGGCCCCCGGGCGGAGCGGGCAGGCAGCGGGCCGCCCCCCGGGCGGGGCGACAGGGCGUCGGGCCCCAGGCGGGGCGACAGGCGUCGGGCCCCCAGGAGGGGCGACAGGCGUCGGGCCCCCAGGAGGGGCGACAGGCGUCGGGCCCCCA
This is a messenger RNA of Staurois parvus, 453 nucleotides long. The record is from the annotation of a GenBank genome assembly. Lineage: Eukaryota; Metazoa; Chordata; Amphibia; Anura; Ranidae.